AGUGCUUAGCGAAGAUGGCGGCGUGUAGACGUGUACAGCUAUUCCUGCUGUUAAUAUUCAUCUCCGACUGGAUCUGUUCUGGUCAGGGAGGCAAACCACCGAGCUUAGACGAUGAACAUGCCCCGGAUAAUAUUGACAGAGCCAAGAAUCCAGCCGGAGAGGGGAAAGCGGCGGCGGUGGAUGGGGCCCCUGUGGCCUGGCGCAGCGGCGGCUGGAAGCUUGCAGAGGAGGCGGCCUGUCGGGAGGACGUGAGCAAGAUCUGCCCCAAACACUCCUGGAACAACAAUCUGGCCGUGCUGGAGUGUCUGCAGGACCGAAAAGACGAGUUGGAGAUUGGCGCAGACUGCAAUCAUCUUCUGUGGAACUACAAGCUAAAUUUGACAACAGAUCCAAAGUUUGAGUCUGUCGCUGUUGAAGUGUGCAAGAGUACCAUCAGUGGGAUUAAGGAGUGUGCCGCAGAGGAGCGUGGGAAAGGUUACCUGGUGUCGUGUUUGGUCGAUCACCGCACUAACAUCUCAGAGUACCAGUGUAACCAGUACAUCACAAAGAUGACCAGUAUCAUCUUCAGCGAUUACCGCCUUAUCUGCGGCUUCAUGGACAAGUGCAAGGACGAUAUCAACAAACUACGCUGUGGAAGCGUCAACACGGGCGAGAAGGAUGUCCACUCUCAGGGCGAAGUGAUUGCCUGUUUGGAGAAAGGGCUUGUGACUGAAGCCGAGGAGCAGCCUGGUCAAUACACUAUUAAAGAGGACUGUAAGAAGGCCAUCAUGCGUGUGGCUGAGCUCUCCUCUGACGACUUCCACCUGGAUCGCCACCUGUAUUUCGUCUGCCGGGACGACCGCGAACGCUUCUGUGAAAAUACUCCAGCAGGAGAAGGCAAAGUCUACAAAUGUCUUUUCAACCACAAGUUUGAGGAGAGCAUGUCGGACAAAUGUAAGGAUGCUCUUUCCACUCGUCAAAAGCUCAUUGCUCAGGACUACAAGGUCAGCUACUCACUGGCUAAAGCCUGUAAACCAGACCUGCGCAAAUACCGCUGCAACAUGGAUACGGCGAUGCCACGAGCACGGGAGGCCAAACUAUCAUACCUGCUGCUGUGUCUGGAGUCAGCCGUACACCGAGGUCAAACGGUGAGUGGCGAGUGUCAGGGAGAGAUGUUGGACUACAGGCGGAUGCUGAUGGAAGAUUAUUCUCUCAGUCCAGAGAUUGUGCUGCAUUGCAGAGGGGAGAUUGAGACACACUGCUCUGGCCUGCACCACAAAGGUCGAACCCUCCACUGCCUCAUGAGGGUGUCCCGGGACAAGGGCAUCUUAGAGGGCCACUGCCAGAAAGCUCUCCAGACACUGAUACAGGAAACGGACCCCGGGGCAGACUACCGCAUCGACAGAGCUCUCAACGAGGCCUGCGAGUCUGUCAUCCAGACCGCAUGCAAACACAUUCGCAAUGGAGACCCUAUGAUCCUGUCUUGUCUUAUGGAGCACCUGUACACUGAUAAGAUGGUUGAAGACUGUGAACACAGACUACUAGAGUUGCAGUACUUCAUCUCUAGAGACUGGAAACUGGACCCCAUCCUGUACAAAAAGUGUCAGAAUGAUGCCGCUCGUAUCUGUCACACUCAUGGCUGGAAUGAGACGAGUGAAUUUAUGCCUCCCGGCGCCGUUUUCUCCUGUCUGUACCGCCACGCUUACCGCACUGAGAUGCAAGGACGACGGGGUUCAUCAGAAAGUUCGGAAGUAAGUUUGGAAGAACUAUCUCGGGACUGUAAAACAGAAGUUCAGAGGAUCCUCCACCAGAGGGCGCUCGACGUCAAACUGGAUCCAGAACUGCAGCAGCGUUGCAUGACAGACCUCGGAAAGUGGUGCAGUGAGAAGACUGAACCUGGACAGGAAUUGGAGUGCUUGCAGGAUCAUUUGGAGGAUCUGGUCUCUGUCUGCAGGGAUGUGGUGGGAAACCUCACAGAAUUGGAGUCUGAGGACAUUCAGAUCGAGGCGCUGUUGAUUCGAGCCUGUGAGCCCGUCAUCCAGUCGCACUGUCAUGAGGUGGCUGAUAAUCAGAUAGACACAGGGGAUCUGAUGGAGUGUCUGGUUGCCAAUAAGCACCAGAAGGAAAUGAACGAGAAAUGUGCUGUCGGAGUCACACACUUCCAGCUGAUCCAGAUGAAGGACUUCCGCUUCUCGUACAAGUUCAAGAUGGCAUGCAAGGAGGACGUGCUGAAACUAUGCCCCAACAUCAAGAAAAAGGUGGAUGUGGUGAUCUGUCUGAGCACUACAGUCAGAAACGACACGCUACAGGAAGUGAAAGAUCAGCGAGUCUCCAUGAAGUGCCGUAAACAACUCAGAGUCGAGGAACUAGAGAUGUCUGAAGACAUUCGUCUAGAGCCGGAUCUGUAUGAAAGCUGUCGACAGGACAUCAAGCAGCACUGUCAGAAUGUGGUGUUUGGAAACGCUCAGGUUAUCGAGUGUUUGAAGGAGAAUAAGAAGCUGUUGACGCAGCACUGUCAUCAGAAGCUUUUCAGACUGCAGGAGACUGAGAUGAUUGAUCCAGAACUGGACUUCCAGCUCAUGAGAGUCUGCAAGCAGAUGAUCAGGCGUUUCUGCACUGAGACGGAUGCGAAGAACAUGCUGCAGUGCCUCAAACAAAACAAGAACAGUGAGCUGAUGGACCCGAAAUGCAAACAAAUGAUCACCAAGAGACAGAUCACCCAGAACACAGAUUAUCGUCUGAACCCUGUGCUGAGGAAGGCUUGCAAGGCCGACAUCCCCAAGUUCUGCCAGAGCAUUCUGAACAAAGCCAAAGAUGACAGUGAGCUGGAGGGACAGGUCAUCUCCUGUCUCAAACUCAAAUAUGCAGACCAGCGUCUUUCUCCGGACUGUGAGGAUCAGAUCCGUGUAAUUCUGCAGGAGUCUGCGCUAGACUACAGACUCGACCCACAGCUGCAGUUGCAGUGCAAUGAGGAGAUCCCGCGGCUCUGUGCGGAGGAGGUCGCAGCGCAGGAGCAAACGGGUCAGGUGGAGGAGUGUUUGAAAGUCAACCUGCUGAAGAUUAGCCAUGAGGGAUGUAAAAAGGAGGUGCUGAACAUUCUGAAGGAGAGUAAGGCAGAUAUCUUUGUGGAUCCAGUUCUACACACAGCUUGCGCUCUGGACAUCAAACACCAAUGUGCCGCAAUCCCACCUGGCCGAGGAAGGCAGAUGUCGUGUCUAAUGGAAGCUCUCCAGGAUAAGCGUGUGAGAUUACAGCCAGAGUGUAAAAAGAGAUUACAGGACCGCAUUGACAUGUGGGGUUACGCAGCCAAGGUAGCACCAGCAGAAGGUUUCUCCGACCUGGCCGGUCAGGUUUUCUUGUCUCCUGCUAAGAACUACAUCCUGAGCAUUCUGUUGACAUGCGUUUUGGUGCUCUUCCUCAUGGGUCUGCUGUGCGGCCGCAUAACCAAGCGUGUGACGCAAGAGUUGAAGAACAGAAAACUUGAUCAGCCGUGGGCUACACCCUUACAGAAGGACAGGACGGUACAUUCCUAUUAAGUAACAAAAAAUUGUUAUAAUGUUGAAAUGAUUAAGCACACCCAAAAAUGAAAGUUCCAUGUGAUAAAGUCAUAGAAGUUUUGAAAGACAUGAAUAAAUGAUGAAUGAAUAAUAAAAUAAAAAAAUUGGGUCAGCUGUAUAUAAAUUUAUAUUAAUUGGCUUGUGCUCAAAUUACAUUUUGCAAGCAAGACAUUUUUUAUUGUAGUCCAUGCUAUUGAAUGUAUCCACAUUGAGGUGAUUUCUGUAGUAAUUUGAAUGCAAAAUUCAUUAAACAACAUUUGAGGUAAUGCACCAAAUGUACCUUUAGCUUCAUGUGCUUUGAAUGAUUUGAAUAUUUCUGCUAAUAAAGCUUUGAUACAUGCUUCUUUGAUGUGGGUUUCCUGCAAAGAUGGGGAAAAAUUAAUUACAGCCAAAUAUUUUGUUUAUUUUCAUAGCUACUUAAAAUACAGCUCUUCCCUCUAUUUCCUUAUAAUGUGUUCAUCUCUCCACUUGCAGCAGUGAAAAAAUAAUUUCUUUUAACAGUAAAUAUCCUUUUUUUCUACGCCUUGAAAGUGAUUCAAACAUGUAUUUUGGACAUAUUGAUACAAACUUCUUGAACUGUGGUGGUGUUGUGUUAUAACCAUAUUCAUUCAUAGCGACUGAUUUUACUCAAACCACUGUUUUUUUAUUCAUUUUUAUUUUAUUUUUGCAGUAUGCCACACUUUUCGGGGGGAAAUGUACUUAAAUAUAAUAUUUUUAUUAGAUUUUUCCCGCGUGAAAUAUGACCCGAAUAAGUUUUUGUUAAAGAAUCCAUCCAAUCUAGUCUUGCUCACAUUUCAUAUUCACACAUGCACACAACAGGCCAGUAGUUUGUAUCAAUAAUAAGGGUGUUAGUAUGCUGUCCAAGUACUCGAUUAUUUCCAUGGCUGGAUGAAAACUGGGCAACUUUUGGUUGACUUUCUUACAUUGUCUUCGCGUUAUUUUGAACGAGUUAAACUAGCACUGGAAAAACUUAUGUAUGUGACAUCUGCUCACCGCCGUCAUUAACAACCACUGCUUCCUGUCUGUCAAAUCUGAUAUAUGACAGAAAUUAUACAUGACAAGGAUGAAUUGUUUUUGUAUUUUCUUUCUGUGUACAAAUUUAUUAUGAAAAGUAUUUUUCCUCAAAUCUGAUUAAACCAUGUACUAUACAGAUAUAACAAAACCAAAUGUGCAUUUCUUUUGUCAUUUUUGUUUUGUUCUGUACAAGUUGAAUUGAACCUUUGUUAAUAAAAUGAUCUGAUGGUUUGUA
This is a messenger RNA of Myxocyprinus asiaticus (Chinese sucker), 4785 nucleotides long. RefSeq names its product Golgi apparatus protein 1-like. The transcript has 28 exons. Gene Ontology annotation, cellular component: Golgi membrane. The coding region runs from base 15 to 3515 and encodes 1166 amino acids. The record is from RefSeq and is a predicted model, not a curated record. Lineage: Eukaryota; Metazoa; Chordata; Actinopteri; Cypriniformes; Catostomidae. Gene Ontology annotation, molecular function: fibroblast growth factor binding.